AUGAGUCUACUGUUUCCAGAUCUCAGUGUCGUAGAAUCUGCAACAACCGAAUUCACAACCUUAAUCUACAAAGGAUGUUCGAAACAGCAAUUCUCAGAUCCAACUGGCUUAUACUCACAAGCUCUCUCUGCUAUGUUCGGCUCAUUGGUCUCUCAAUCCACUAAAACCAGAUUCUACAAGACCACCACAGGAACAAGUCAAACCACAAUAACUGGUCUCUUUCAGUGUAGAGGAGAUUUAACCAACCAUGACUGUUACAACUGUGUAAGUCGUCUUCCCGUUCUCUCCGACAAGCUCUGUGGCAAAACCAUUGCCUCCAGAGUCCAGCUUUCCGGCUGUUAUCUUCUCUAUGAAGUCGCUGGCUUUUCUCAAAUUUCAGGGAUGGAGAUGCUGUUCAAGACUUGUGGGAAGAACAACAUCGCCGGAACAGGGUUCGAGGAGAGGAGGGACACGGCGUUUGGGGUGAUGCAAAACGGCGUAGUUUCGGGGCAUGGAUUCUACGCGACCACUUACGAAUCUGUCUACGUUUUAGGACAGUGCGAAGGCGAUGUCGGAGACUCCGAUUGCAGCGGCUGCGUUAAGAACGCCCUCGAAAAAGCUCAGGUCGAGUGUGGGAGCGCAAUCUCCGGUCAGAUUUACCUCCACAAGUGCUUCAUCGCUUAUAGCUAUUACCCAAAUGGUGUCCCUAGGAGAUCUUCUUCUUCUUCGUCUUCUUCGUCCAGCUCCGGCUCUUCCAGUUCAGAUAUCUCGUCUUCCACAGGAGCAACAGGGAAGACGGUGGCAAUAAUAGUAGGAGGAGCUGCUGGUGUUGGCUUUCUUGUCAUUUGCUUGCUUUUCGCCAAAAACUUGAUGAAGAAGAAACAUGACGACUAUUGA
This is a messenger RNA of Microthlaspi erraticum, 876 nucleotides long. Lineage: Eukaryota; Viridiplantae; Streptophyta; Magnoliopsida; Brassicales; Brassicaceae. The record is from the annotation of a GenBank genome assembly.